CUUCUCCUCCUCUAGGGAAGCCUGCCAUUUCCAGCCACUCUGCCCUCCCCUCUGAAGAGCCACUUGCCCCACGCCGGACUGCGGCUCCAGCCCGCUCCUGCCUCGGGCUCAGCCGGUCUAUCAGUCCAUCGACGCUCCCGCCGGUGCCGGGUAGCCCCUAGAGGGACGCGCCCCGAGAUGGAGAGCAAAGCACUGCUCCUGGUGGGUCUGGGCUUGUGGCUCCAGAGUCUGGCCGCCGCCGACAAAAUAAUAGGAGGAAGAGAUUUUAGAGACAUCGAAAGUAAAUUCGCUCUGAGGACCCCUAAAGACACAGCUGAGGACACUUGCCACCUCAUUCCUGGAGUGACAGAAUCUGUGGCUAACUGUCACUUCAACCAAAGCAGCAAAACCUUUGUGGUGAUCCACGGCUGGACGGUGACAGGAAUGUAUGAGAGUUGGGUGCCAAAACUUGUGGCUGCUCUGUACAAGAGGGAACCAGACUCCAAUGUCAUUGUGGUGGACUGGCUGUCACGGGCCCAGCAGCAUUAUCCAGUGUCUGCGGGGUACACCAAGCUGGUGGGAAAGGAUGUGGCCCGGUUUAUCAACUGGAUGGCGGAGGAAUUUAACUAUCCUCUGGACAAUGUCCAUCUGUUGGGAUACAGCCUUGGAGCCCAUGCUGCUGGCAUUGCAGGAAGUCUGACCAAUAAGAAGGUCAACAGAAUUACUGGUCUAGAUCCAGCUGGCCCCAACUUUGAGUAUGCAGAAGCUCCAAGUCGCCUUUCCCCUGAUGAUGCGGAUUUUGUAGACGUCUUACACACAUUCACCAGAGGAUCACCUGGCCGAAGCAUUGGGAUCCAGAAACCAGUAGGGCAUGUUGACAUUUACCCUAAUGGAGGCACUUUCCAACCAGGGUGUAACAUUGGGGAGGCUAUCCGUGUGAUUGCAGCGAGAGGCCUUGGAGAUGUGGACCAACUAGUGAAGUGCUCCCACGAGCGCUCCAUUCAUCUCUUCAUUGACUCUCUGUUGAAUGAAGAAAAUCCAAGUAAGGCUUACCGGUGUAAUUCAAAGGAAGCCUUUGAGAAAGGGCUCUGCCUGAGCUGCAGAAAGAACCGUUGCAACAACUUGGGCUAUGAGAUCAAUAAGGUCAGAGCCAAAAGAAGUAGCAAAAUGUACCUGAAGACUCGUUCUCAGAUGCCAUACAAAGUCUUCCAUUACCAAGUAAAGAUACAUUUUUCUGGGACUGAAAGUGAUGUACACACCAACCAGGCCUUCGAGAUCUCUCUGUACGGCACUGUGGCCGAGAGUGAGAACAUCCCUUUCACACUCCCUGAAGUUUCCAUAAAUAAGACAUACUCCUUCCUGAUUUACACGGAGGUGGAUAUUGGAGAACUGCUAAUGUUGAAACUCAAAUGGAAGAGCGAUUCAUACUUCAGCUGGUCAAACUGGUGGAACAGCCCUGGCUUUACUAUUCAGAAGAUCAGAGUAAAAGCAGGAGAGACUCAGAAAAAGGUGAUCUUCUGCUCCAGGGAGAAGGUGUCUCAUCUGCAGAAAGGAAAGGCCCCGGUGGUAUUUGUGAAGUGCCAUGACAAGUCUCUGAAUAAGAAGUCCGGCUGAAACUGCAAAUCUUCAGAAGGAAGAACAUCACAUGAAUUCUGUAAAGAAGGAAGUAACUUUUAUAAAAGGUGCCCAGUGCUUUAGGUAGUUAAAAGUGGAUUUUCCUGAGUAUUAAUUCCAGCUAUAUCCUUAUUAGUUAUUUUAGAAGACAGUAUCAAAUACUAAAAAGUGGCUAAUUCAGUUUAAGGAACAUAGUAGUCAAAUAGCACAUCUUCCAAUAUUAAAAGACAGUAGAUAUGAAAAGCACUGCAUUUUGCUCUUUGAGAAAGAAAUAAGAAUUGUUUGGGCCCAUGGUAAAAUAAUAAAACCUUUUAGUGUAGUGAGUUUAGCCAUAGCCUAAAAUUUAAUAGAACCUCCUAUUUUAUUUGAAAUUCUUCGUUUUCUGUACUGAUACCUUCUCAAAGUUUUCUCCAAGUCUGAAUAUAGAAAAUGAUUUUUACGGCAUGAGUCGAACCCAUUUACUUACCAGUCAAAACACCUGACUACUUUGGAAACUUCUCUUGCCGUUGGGAGGUAGCCCAGGUGGUUAGCUAGGGCCUAGUGCCGUGGAGGGAGGGAUGGAGAACGGCGCUCAUAAAGCACUGAAUCCUUAAACGCUCCCUGUGGUUGGUUACAUUGUAACUAAGUUACAAACUAAAGGAGAAAUAAAAUUUAAAUAAUUGAGUCUUACUGGGCUUUACAGCUUAUUGCUUCAUCUCUCCCCUCCUUUUCCUGCUUUUCUCGAUUGUAUUUUAACAAUGUUCUCUGGGUAGGUGUUUAAAAUCAGCCUGUUAUCCUCAGCUUACAGAUAAUUUUAACUAUGGAGAAAGAAAAUACCAUAAUUUUAUUAUCAGACUUUCAAAAUUAUAUUUAUCAAUUUGAAGUCAUUUAAUAUCUGAUAAUUACUAUUUAAUUUUAGGCCUGUCUUAGUCAUUUAUUAGUCAUACUUUGAGGAUGUCUCCUUCUUCCCUGGUUUUGAUAAGAAAAUGUGUUCAAGGUCAAAUUUUGCAUCAGGCAAACUCCUACAAAUUUUAGACAAGGACCAUUUUUAUUAAGUAAAGAGAUGGGAAAGUUGCUAGGCUGUAUUCAUAAACAGUGCUUAAAACCGUCGUGGGCAAUUAAAAGACGCUUCAAUUGUCAUAGCGACAUGAAAUGCCAUGAGAGUUGUUGCUUUUAACAACUAGUGAAGAGUGAGUCAACAAUUAUUUAUAAACUAAGUCUCAUAUUUUCAGAAUGUUUUUCUAGAUAUUAGUAUAGAAUGAGAAAGAAGUCAAAUAUCUCAGAGGCUAUUGCUGGGAGUCACAAAUGGGAACAUGUGUGGGCAUCUGAACACGUCCUCACAUCUGAAGCCCAACGUGUAUGUUCAGUGUUCAGCAUGGCUUGGAAGGUAAAUGAUCAAGAGAUGUACUGGAACAUGUUGGAGGAGAAAUUGUUCCAGAGCUGCCAGAACUUCAGCCCUUCAUCUGAGAAAUAUUGUUGUGCCUGCACAAAGUAGGACAAAUGUGAUUGAUGCCAGCUGGCUUGGAAUGAAUUUUCUCUAAAAAUAAAAUAUUGUGUGAUUUGUUGUUGGCAUCCCCAUUAUUGCUAAUUUCUUAAUUUUCUGGAUUUGAAUUUUGAGCAAUGGUGCAUGAACCUAAGAAAAUAUGAAUCAAAUUGGGGUAUGGCCCUGGGAACUCUGGCUUCUACAGACUUCAAUAUAUGUAUCAGCAAUGCUUUGGCUUUAAAUGUUAUUUAUUAGCUGUAAAUAUAUAUAUGUGUACGUGUAAAAGGAGAUUGUAUGUAUUGGAAAGGUUGUUGUGGCUUUCUGCAUUUAUAGACAUGUGGUGCUAACUUUGUACAUGUCUUUGUUAGUGACAGUGUCACUUAGCCAACUUACCCUUAGGAAAUAAUGUAAUAAAAUGGGCUUUUUUAAAACAAAACUUACUUAACUAUGUUAAGAAAUGGAAUCUGCUUUUAAUGAAAUGGAUGAAAUUUUAUUACAACACUAAGUCAUUAUUUUGUAUCAUUUUAGUUCUCUAAAAAAGAAAUCUAUUCUUAGGGCAGAUUCAUUCAGAAAAUUUUUAUGGAGUAACCGCUCUUCUUAGUGAAAAAAUAUAGCUUCUAAAAAUUACAGUGCACAUUAUAUUUUAUGUUUUAUAUUUACAUUUGUACAAAGCCUUAGAGAACCUUUGCACUAACUAUAGAGGAAAAUGAUACAGAAUUUUUCCUAAACAAAAUACACCUGACUUUUCUUGCCUGCAGGAUACUUUUUCAUAUGUAAAAUGUUAGAUUAAUAAAAAAAUGUCUUUGACCACUUUCUGGAAUACAUUGUCUCUAUUUCUGAGGUCUAAUUAUUAGCUACAAAGUGAGUGGCAUUUUUGCAAUAAAAUGAACUAUUUGAGAUGAGAGGGUGCCUUUUUUAGAACUUUGCUUUGGAUUGUCUUGAUAAUGAAGAAGAACAACACACAGCCCAUCUAUGCAGUUAAGUAGGGGUUGCUCCAUAGUACAGUCAGGAAGAAUUGAGUUCAGAAUACAAUUGUUUCAGUGGCCACUGACCCAAACCUUCAUUGUCAGGCAUAGGGUCUUCUGGAGCUGGGGUCUCCCUGACAGGAAGAGGCUUCCCUGUUUACACUUUGCUCACUGCCUAUCAAUGCUUCUUGACGUAAACAAAAGACAGACAUAACAGGAAUUGGCAAGGAUGUGGAGAAAUGUGAACCUGCAUACAUUGCUGAUGAGAAUGUACAGUGGUGUAUCCACUCUGGAAAAGAGUUUAGCAGUUUUUUGAAAAAUUAAUUAUAGAGUUUAACCCAUAUGACCCAGUAAUUCCACUAUUAGGUAUAUACCCAAGAGAAAUGAAAGCAUAUGUUCACAAAGAUUUGACACAAAUGUUCAUCACAGCUCCAAAGUGGGGAAGCAAUUCAAAUCCCCAUCAACUGGUGAAGAGAGAAACAAAAUGUGGUCUGUCCACACCAAGGAGUAGCCAUCAGAAAUUAAAAGAACAGCCUGCUGAUACAUGCCACCACGCGGAGGCACCUCAAACACCUCUUGCUACGUGAAAGGACUGGAUGCAAAACAUCACACAUUGUUUGAUUCCACUUAUAUGGAGUUUCCAGAAAAGGCAAAUCUAUAGAAACAAAAGGUAGAUUUAGUGGUUGCCUGGGGAUGGGAGUUGGAAGAAUUAUUGACUACAAAUGGAUAUAAGGAAUCUUUUGGAGAUGAUGGAAUUUAGAUUGUGGUGAUGAUUGUAAUUUACUAAACUCUGUAAUUUACUAAAAAUCAUUGAAUUGUAACUUAAAUAGGUGAACUUUAUGGCAUGUAAACUUUGCUUCAAUAAAGGUCUUAAAAAUGUA
Messenger RNA from Equus quagga, 4901 nucleotides. It is a transcript of the gene LPL, whose product is annotated as lipoprotein lipase. Lineage: Eukaryota; Metazoa; Chordata; Mammalia; Perissodactyla; Equidae. Gene Ontology annotation, biological process: lipid metabolic process. The transcript has 10 exons. Gene Ontology annotation, molecular function: apolipoprotein binding; lipoprotein lipase activity. The record is from RefSeq and is a predicted model, not a curated record. The coding region runs from base 178 to 1593 and encodes 471 amino acids.